AUGCGAGGCAGCUCGACGACGCUGGACCUCGCAUCGCAAGAAGACAUACUCCGUACCUGCCUCAAAGAAGAUGCAACGCGCCUCCACCUUUGCGACGUCCUCUUACGAUUCAACCCUCGCAUCAACGUCAGCUUCCCUGUCUCCAUAUCGCCCGACUCAACUCUCGCCCUGGGACAUGCCUUCGCUGCCGUCAUAAUCAUGCCUCCUCAAGACCCCGCCACUACUCUCGGCGCCUUGCUGCGUGCGGCCACCAUUGACGACCACGAUGAAGUUCUCAAAGCUGCCAACGCUGCCCUCAAGGCCAACAGAACCGACGAGCUGGCCCAGCACACGAGAGUCGUCGCCCUGUUGAAGCUGGACAGGUUUUCCGAUGCUUUGAGGGCAAUCUCUGAAGGCGGAAUCAAACUGGAAGCAUCUUGUGUGCUCGAGACGGCGUAUGCUCUAUACAAGUUGGGCAAACUAGACGAGGCCACCAGCCUCCUUGUAUCUGUGGGCAUUCAGAAACGAAGCCUCAGCCAUCUUGCGGCUCAAGUUGCAUACCGUUCCGAGAACUUCGAUGAGGCGCAGUCCAUAUAUCAUCGACUUCUCGCCUCGGAUAUAGACGAAGAGGCCAAUGAUCUGCGCAUCAACAUCCAGGCAGCGCAAGCUCAAGCCGUGUGGAAAGAUGUAUCCGCGUCGUAUGCCACCAACCCAGAAAAUGCGCCAGACGCUUUUGAGCUGUGCUACAAUGCGGCAUGUGCCAAUAUUGCCAGAGGCUCGCUGCAACUGGCAUUAAAGCUUCUCCAGCGAGCGCUUGCCCUCUGCGAUGCUUCUGAUGAGCUGACAGACGAGGAUAAGGACGCGGAGCGCCAGCCUAUUCUUGCUCAACAAGCUUUAGUUUUGGCCAAGAUGGGAGACGUCGACCGUGCCAGGGAUAUGUAUUCUUCCAUAAACAUUUUUGCCGAGACCGACUUCGAUUUCAACAUCGUCACUCAAAAUAACCGUUGGGCAUUGGAAAAGAAGCCUCGCAAUCCCUUCUUGGUCGAACGCGACGCUGCAUCUUGGAUGUCGGCGAGGAGCAAGGCCAAACUAUUCAAGUUUCAAUCUGAUAUCCUUGCCCGAAAUGCGUCUGUCGUUGAUUUGCGUGCGUUCAAGGUCAACGGCGUUAAAGAAAGAGCGAAAAAAGCGACGACAAAAGCUCAAAUGCCAUCCUGCAAUCCCGAUUUAAACGCCAUGUCCGUCAUUGGAGCUGCCGCCGAAACGCAAGGCCUAGCCAAAAAGGACUCUCUACGCUCCCUUCUUACUCUCUCCAAAAAUAGGCCCAACGACACGGGGCUUGUCUUGACCAUAGUGCAGCUUCACCUGGAGCGGAAGAAUCUUGGCGCCGCCACCCAUGCUCUGACCUCAUUUUUCUCUCGACUGGAAGAGUCAGGGGAUGAACAAUCCCAACGUGUUCGUUUCUGCCCCGGGCUGGUGGCGCUCGCCGUGGCAUUAAAGAAGACUCAAAAACGGAAGACGUCCGCCAAGGCCGAACUUGUGAAGGCCGCAGAGUUCUGGCGCGAACGUCCAACCACUUCAGUCGUUUCUCUUCUUGAAGAGGCCGGCAUUGAACUUGCAUCCUCGCCCAACCCCGAUGAGAUGAAACUGGGAGGCGUUGCCCUCACAAAGCUACACAAUGAAAAUCAAACAUCACCCAUUAUUUCCGCUGGGUUGGUAGCGGCACUAGCUGCUUCUAGCGCUGGAACAGUGGAACAACACGUUGCGCAACUUCCUUCCGUGGAAAGCCUCGUCAACGGCAUCGAUAUAGACAGCCUCGUCAACUCCGGAGUUGCUUCUACCGUUGAAGCCUCAUCAGCGAGCAAGAAGAGGCAGCCUCCUGCUGCAGCAAGCAGUGAGCGCCCGGGCCAGAAAAGAAGGAGGAUAAGGCUGCCGAAGAACUUGGUUGAAGGUCAAACGCCUGAUCCUGAAAGAUGGCUUCCAUUGCGUGAUAGAUCAACCUACCGGCCGAAGGGCAAGAAGGGACGGAAGAAAGCUGCUGAUUCUACACAAGGUGGUGUAGUGAAGGACGAGGAAACACUUGGUCUUGUAGGGGGGGGCGGUGUUAAAGUAGAAAAGGCGUCGGCAUCGAGUUCAUCCAAGAAAAUGAAGAAAGGUAAAAAAUAA
Messenger RNA from Metarhizium album ARSEF 1941, 2142 nucleotides. RefSeq names its product signal recognition particle protein. Gene Ontology annotation, biological process: SRP-dependent cotranslational protein targeting to membrane. Gene Ontology annotation, molecular function: 7S RNA binding; ribosome binding; protein binding. NCBI's taxonomy places the organism in Eukaryota, Fungi, Ascomycota, Sordariomycetes, Hypocreales, Clavicipitaceae. Gene Ontology annotation, cellular component: signal recognition particle, endoplasmic reticulum targeting. The record is from RefSeq and is a predicted model, not a curated record. The transcript is spliced from 2 exons. Bases 1 to 2142 code for a protein of 713 amino acids.